Penicillium macrosclerotiorum is the source of this 330-nucleotide messenger RNA. RefSeq lists its product as uncharacterized. The transcript is spliced from 3 exons. Gene Ontology annotation, molecular function: pre-mRNA 5'-splice site binding; zinc ion binding. The record is from RefSeq and is a predicted model, not a curated record. Gene Ontology annotation, cellular component: U1 snRNP. Gene Ontology annotation, biological process: mRNA 5'-splice site recognition; spliceosomal snRNP assembly; mRNA splicing, via spliceosome. Lineage: Eukaryota; Fungi; Ascomycota; Eurotiomycetes; Eurotiales; Aspergillaceae. The coding region runs from base 1 to 330 and encodes 109 amino acids.
AUGAGCGUGCGCAAAGCGCAUAAUUCCGGCCGCAACCACCUCCGAAACGUGGUGGAAUAUUAUCAGCAAAUCGGUCAAGAAAAGGCCCAGUCGGUUAUCGACUCCAUCACCUCCUCCUACGCCGCCGAGGGCCAACCUCUCCCAAAUCCCGCAAUGGUGCCACCAGGCGCAUUCCCUCCUCCAUUCGGCUUCCCUGGCCGGCCAGGCCAAGUGCCACCACCGCCCUUCGGCAUCCCCCUCCCGGAGCUCCAGGUGCUCCUCCUCGUACGUGUAUUCCGGAUAAGCUCAAACCAAUAUCCCCUAGCUUUUUUGCUAAUCCCCGGCCUUUGA